Messenger RNA from Jaculus jaculus (lesser Egyptian jerboa), 3074 nucleotides. RefSeq names its product ST6 N-acetylgalactosaminide alpha-2,6-sialyltransferase 3 (gene St6galnac3). Gene Ontology annotation, molecular function: alpha-N-acetylgalactosaminide alpha-2,6-sialyltransferase activity. The record is from RefSeq and is a predicted model, not a curated record. The coding region runs from base 353 to 1006 and encodes 217 amino acids. NCBI's taxonomy places the organism in Eukaryota, Metazoa, Chordata, Mammalia, Rodentia, Dipodidae. Gene Ontology annotation, biological process: ganglioside biosynthetic process; oligosaccharide metabolic process. The transcript has 5 exons.
GAAAACAAAGUGAACGCUUACCACUGUCACUGGUCUCCUCUGAAGAUUCACCCAGGAAAAAUUCUCUGCUGAAUGUGGUCUGGAUGUCUGAGCCCAGCAUGCCUUGAGAAAGCCUGUGGUGGCCGUGAGCUUCGUCACAGCCUUCCUCUUCCUGCUGGUUGUGCGCCUGGUCAACGAAGUGAAUUUCCCAUUGCUUCUAAACUGCUUUGGACAGCCUGGGACCAAAUGGGUGCCGUUCUCCUACGCACACCGGCGGCCCCUGCGCACGCACUACGGCUACGUCAACGUGAGGACCCAAGAGCCUUUGCAACUGGACUGUGACCUAUGUGCCAUCGUGUCAAACUCAGGCCAGAUGGUUGGACAGAAAGUGGGAGAUGAGAUAGACCGGUCUGCCUGCAUUUGGAGAAUGAACAAUGCCCCCACCAAGGGUUAUGAGGAAGACGUUGGCCGCAUGACAAUGAUUCGAGUUGUGUCCCAUACCAGUGUUCCUCUUUUGCUAAAAAACCCAGACUAUUUUUUCAAGGAAGCAAACAAUACUGUUUAUGUUAUAUGGGGCCCUUUCCGCAACAUGAGGAAGGAUGGCAAUGGCAUCGUUUACAACAUGUUGAAAAAGACAGUUGAUGUCUAUCCAAACGCCCAAAUCUAUGUGACCACAGAGAAGCGCAUGAGUUACUGUGACGGAAUUUUUAAGAAGGAAACUGGGAAAGAUAGAGUCCAGUCUGGUUCCUAUCUCAGCACGGGCUGGUUUACCCUCAUCCUGGCUAUGGAUGCCUGUUACAGCAUCCACGUCUACGGGAUGAUAAAUGACACCUACUGCAAGACAGAGGGGUAUAGAAAAGUCCCUUACCAUUACUAUGAGCAAGGAAGAGAGGAGUGUGAUGAGUAUUUCCUUCAUGAACAUGCUCCAUAUGGGGGACACAGGUUUAUCACCGAAAAGAAAGUGUUUGCCAAGUGGGCCAAGAAACACCGAAUAAUAUUCACACACCCAAACUGGACAGUGUCUUGACGUGGCUUCUGGGGUCUGGACACAUAGUGAAUCCUCAUCAUGAUACUGCAACCGGGAUGCUGGCGGAGCUCACGAUGACGAUGCCUGGAGGACAGUGACAACGAUGCGGUUCCUGAACAUUCUCUCUUAUGGAUGGUGACUGGCUAGCCAUUUGAACUGGGGAUUCUGUGGAAGGUGGUAGCAUUCAUUCUGCUCUUACUGAUGGUUCAGUACUCCACACAGCACUUUAUAAUUUAACUGGAAUUGAAAUGAAGGUUGGUGGCAUAAACAACCGUGACUUAAAACAUGGGAAGGUUAUCUUCCAAGGUAGCAGCUCAGAACUCUUGAACGGUAACUUCUAGAGCCAUGCUCCUGGCCUCAUGAGGCGAGGUCACUGGGUGCAUGGCCUCUGCACCAGGGCAGCUCCACCACCAUGAAGAAAGGCUGGUUGCUCAACACUGCUCUAAGGAAUGCCGUCAGGGUACAAGUGUCUACCACAGUGAGCCCAAGCGAGGGAAGUUAGGGCUUUCUGACAUACGUUCUGCCCUCAGAAUGUCAGAGCUCCAGCCUCAUGCCAGUAACUGAUUAACAGUAAAGAGACCAUGUAAUCCCUACAUGUCAACUACCUGUGACUAUCUCAAACACUUGAUUCAAAAAAUACAAAGUAACACAUCUCGAUGACUUUCCACACUGAUAACUUCAUCCUUACUACUCAAAACAAUGUAACUAAACACAUUAUUAGAAUGCAGUAUACUAAUGUUUAGUUAUUUUGGUUGAGUAAUAAACAUUUCAGAAGGUUCUUUAACAUGCUAGAUACCAACUUCAACACUGUAAUAACACAUACUGUGAAAACAUUCUCAGAACAUAACCAUAGGAUCUCCACACUCUGCUUCCUCAUCUGACAGUACUAAAUUCCAUGCUUUUAAAGACUCACAACACAGGGAAAGCAAAGCAUAUUUUUACAUUAAUUUGUAUCCUAUCAUACUUCAUAAUAUAUAUUUGUAUAUUCAAAUUUCUAUUUUAUAGACCCAAGAAGUGUCUCUCCACAUAUUGCAUUAUCUUUGCCAAGUGCCAACUGUUCGACAUGGAUGAUUCCUCACAUGAAAUCUGACCAGAGGGUUAGCCUUCAUUGGGUUAAUCUUCCCCAUGGUGUUCGGGUUGCUGUGACCCACAAAUGACAAUGGUAAUGACCUUAGUGCUUUGUCCAAAGGGCUUUGUCAUUACAGUCCUCUCACACAUGGCUGAUGCCCAACACCACUGGUUUGGAGGGUUGCUUGCAUGUUCUGCCAUCUCUAGCAGAUGACCUGUAAUGUGUUCAUUAUGCUGAUGUAGUCCAGGUUGCUCUAUUUGCUAAUAUUUGUAUAGAAUAGAACUCACAUACACUAGUAACCUAUUGAUUUCAGUGCCAAAUAUAACAGAUCAAGAUUAUUCAAAAAAUAUCACAUGGCAGUCUUGGUCAUAGACUAGGAAUCCUGUGAACUUGUGAUUUUUUUUUUUUUUUCAUAGCUUUGUUUAGGUGAAAGAAAGACAAGGACACAGAGACAAUAGGAAGAAAUGAAAGCAGGAAAGUACAGUGUCUUGGCCUUGAGACAGGCUUGAAACAAUUCUGUUCUCAUAAAGCCUUGAUUGUUAAGUGUUGCAAGUUGAUUAGCUGAGAGUAGCAGCCUGGAGUUCAAAAACAUCCUAACACAAUGGUUCAAAAGACCAAAGUCAGCUUGAACUUAACUAAUGCUUUGGAAGCUGGAAAUAAUGAUGCAUUUGCCUCAUGAAGGGUCAUGAUGAGUUGUUAAAAUGUGCCAUUUUUCCUGCCCUCUUCUGCCACUUUGAUAUCCCCUUGCCCACAUCCAUAAAUAUUACCAUGCCCCACUUACAUCACUGGAGAGAGUGAUUAUUCUUUUCUGUUUCCUUGUGUGAUUAUUAGUUUUAUGAAUGUUAGUGUUUUUUUUUUUUUAUUUUUUAGAGCUAAUAGUGGAUAGCAAUCUCCACUCAAGGGAAAAAAUAAAGACAAACGUGAAAACUGUAAUUCUGACUGCUCUCUCUGUCACGAUACACAAGUUCCACUUCUAAAUAAACACAAAUCCUGGAUUAA